UCACGCGGUCACGCCAGCGGUGCAGCCAGCGAUAAAUAUCUCCCGCCACCGCUGCCGCGACGCAGCUUCACCUCACCUCCCAACCGCCCGUGCGUGACGCUGACCGCAUCGGGAUCCAGCCGGCCAACGCCAGCGCGAGCCACCGGACAAAACGCGCACCGCAUCUCUCGCCUUCUUCUCUUCUAUUCUCUUCUCUUCUCUUCCACUCCGGCCGCAACGCCAUCCACCCUCUCCUGUGCCUCCUUCCUUCGCGGCAGCAGCCGGCCGUGGUUCGGAAGCCGCGAAUUGGUUCAUGGUCGUGGCCGUAGCUGGUCGAUGAAGGUGCUCUGCUCCGCGUGCGAGGCAGCCGAGGCGCGCGUGCUCUGCUGCGCCGACGAGGCCGCCCUCUGCGCCAGCUGCGACCGCGACGUCCACGCCGCCAAUCGGCUCGCCGGCAAGCACCACCGCCUGCCCCUCUUUCCACCCGCCGUCGUCUCCGAGCCAAACUGCGACAUAUGCCAGGAGUCCCACGCCUACUUCUUCUGCGUCGAGGACCGCGCAAUUCUCUGCCGGAGCUGCGACGUCGCCGUGCACACGGCCAACGCCUUCGUCUCCGCGCACCGCAGAUUUCUCCUCACCGGCGUCCAGGUCAGCCUCCAGCCCGGCACCCAAGAACCAGAGCCACAUCCACCGAACGCCACAGCAGCAGCAGCUCCCCUUCAAACGCCCCCGCCACUGCCGCCCGCCAAGAAGGGGGCCAGCAGCCCAGCGCCGCUGUACAGCGACGACGACAUCGACAUCGACUGGGCGGCCGGCCCAGACGUCGGCGUCACGGGCAACUUGCCCGACUGGUCGGUCGUCAACGAGCAGUUCAGCGCUCCGGUGCCGAGGCCUUCGGAGCCGGUCGUGACCAAACCCCCCUCGAAGAGGAGCCCCCGAGGUGCCGUCGCGGCCGCGUUCGGCGACCAGGGUGGCGUCACCGGGGCCAUGCAGGACUGGCAGCUGGACGAGUUCUUUGGGUUCUCGGAGUUCAACGCCGGUCUCGGCUUCACUGAGAAUGGCACGUCUAAGGCUGACAGCGGGAAGCUCGGGAGCACCGACGGCUCGCCGAACGGCCGGUCGUCGUCCGAGUCGACGCAGAACGGGCAUGACUUCUUCGGCCAGGUGCCGGAGGUCCACCACUGGUCCGUGCCGGAGCUCCCCUCCCCGCCCACGGCCUCGGGGCUCCACUGGCACAAGGUACCACACCACGGCGGCGGCGCAACGGACGCCGCCGCGUUGUUCGUGCCGGACAUCUCAUCCCCGGAGAACCCCUACCGGUGCUUCGCGGCGGCCGCGAAGCGUCGGAGGAGAUGUUAACGUGACAGAGAGGGAGAACGUCCUCGUCAGUACUAGAAGUGGUGCAGGUUUGCAAGAAUCAAGCUUGGUGUGUUGGAUGUUCUACUUCCAUGGUGAGGAAUCGUAGCUCUUAGGGUAAGUACAGUGCUAGCUGCUACCUAGCUAGGCAGGACGUGAUAGAGACGUGAGGAUUGCUUGGAGAAGAUGAAGCAGACAGAUAGCAGUAGUAGACUAGUAGCAGUUCUUGGACCUGAUUAACUAGGGGAUCUGUGUAACUUGUACUACGUUGCUUGUGUGGAAGAAGACGAUAAAAUGGCGAAGAUUCCAAGCCACUGGUACCGCAGUGGUUUUGCUGGUGCGGUAUUCUGAAUCUGUUGGACAGUCACGAGGACAAUUAUGUGAUGUAUAAGUUCGACCUGACGACGACUGUAUA
Messenger RNA from Phragmites australis (common reed), 1750 nucleotides. RefSeq names its product B-box zinc finger protein 22-like. Gene Ontology annotation, molecular function: zinc ion binding. Gene Ontology annotation, biological process: regulation of DNA-templated transcription; photomorphogenesis. NCBI's taxonomy places the organism in Eukaryota, Viridiplantae, Streptophyta, Magnoliopsida, Poales, Poaceae. The transcript is spliced from 3 exons. The coding region runs from base 316 to 1338 and encodes 340 amino acids. Gene Ontology annotation, cellular component: nucleus. The record is from RefSeq and is a predicted model, not a curated record.